AUGGAGAUAGCCUUAGUGAGUUUUGAGAACGGCGGCGCAAAAGGGAACGGAGGUAAUGUCAGUGAAACCUGCCAAAAUGCGCUGGAUCACCCUCAACCAGCCUUCGUCCAGACCGGACACAAUGAGGGCUACAGCAAAGAGCUAAACACCACUGGGAAUCCACAGCAGAGCUCGUGGAAAAUUAACGACAUGAAUAACACGUUUAGCUGCAGCGAAAAUGCCAUGGAUGCGCUCCUACGCGCCGACCACAGUCCCCAUCUCUUUGACGAGGACAUGCUGGACAUGGACAUGGACAAUGAGAGUAACGAAAGAGUGCUGAUCAACAUUGCUGGUCUGAGGUAUGAGACCCAACUGGGUACGCUUAACCAGUUCCCGGAUACUUUACUUGGGGACCCCGAUAAAAGAAUCAAAUACUUUGACCCACUGCGGAACGAGUACUUCUUCGAUCGGAACCGACCAAGUUUUGACGGAAUACUUUACUUCUAUCAGUCGGGUGGGAAAAUUCGGAGGCCAGUUAACGUGUCAAUCGACGUGUUUGCUGAUGAGAUUCGCUUUUAUCAGCUGGGGGAAGAGGCGAUGGAACGGUUCCGAGAAGACGAAGGCUUCAUCAAAGAAGAAGAGAAGCCUUUGCCACAGAAUGAAUUUCAGAAACAGGUAUGGCUCAUCUUCGAAUAUCCCGAGAGCUCAAGCCCUGCAAGAGGUAUAGCCAUUGUCUCGGUGAUCGUAAUCACAAUAUCCAUAAUAACCUUUUGCUUAGAAACAUUACCCGAGUUCCGUGAUGAAAGGGAACUGCCGGUGACAAGCAGAGCAGACAAUGGCACUCAGGUUCGGCCGUCGCUCACCUUCACCGACCCUUUCUUCAUAAUCGAGACCACCUGUGUGAUAUGGUUCACGUUUGAACUAUUUGUGAGAUUCUUCGCCUGUCCCAGCAAGUCCGAGUUCUCCAAAACCAUCAUGAACAUAAUUGAUAUCAUGUCCAUAAUGCCUUAUUUCAUCACAGUUGGCACAGAGCUGGUAGAGCAGCAAGGACAAGAGCACAAUAACGGACAGCAAGCUAUGUCACUGGCCAUUCUGAGGGUAAUAAGGUUAGUACGAGUGUUUCGGAUUUUCAAACUUUCCAGGCACUCAAAGGGCCUACAAAUUCUGGGUCAGACUCUCAAAGCCAGCAUGAGAGAACUUGGGCUUUUGAUCUUCUUCCUCUUCAUCGGAGUUAUACUGUUCUCCAGCGCCGUGUACUUCGCAGAAGCGGAUGAGCCGGAGUCCCACUUUUCGAGCAUACCAGAUGCCUUCUGGUGGGCUGUAGUCACCAUGACAACUGUGGGUUAUGGUGACAUGAGACCAGUUACAGUAGGGGGCAAGAUUGUCGGUUCACUCUGUGCCAUCGCAGGGGUGUUGACCAUUGCGUUGCCUGUGCCCGUUAUUGUGUCAAACUUCAACUACUUUUACCAUAGAGAAACUGACCAAGAUCAGUCCUCGCUCAAAGACGAACCCACUAGUCCUUGUGAUGAACUGAAACGCAGCCGCAGCAGAUCCUCUCUAAAGUCCACCGGAGACGUGGAGAAUAACGAAGGGGUUAAUACUCCUGUCGAAAAGGCUAACAUCAAAGCUAACAGCAACUUGGACAUCAAAAGAUCUCUUUAUGCGUUUUGUCUAGACACGAGGGAAACAGACCUGUGA
Chanos chanos (milkfish) is the source of this 1677-nucleotide messenger RNA. Its product is annotated as potassium voltage-gated channel subfamily A member 1. The transcript has a single exon. The coding region runs from base 1 to 1677 and encodes 558 amino acids. Lineage: Eukaryota; Metazoa; Chordata; Actinopteri; Gonorynchiformes; Chanidae. Gene Ontology annotation, cellular component: voltage-gated potassium channel complex; membrane; intercalated disc. Gene Ontology annotation, biological process: protein homooligomerization; potassium ion transmembrane transport; action potential. Gene Ontology annotation, molecular function: delayed rectifier potassium channel activity; protein binding. The record is from RefSeq and is a predicted model, not a curated record.